AGAUUAUUCUUAUUCAGUGAUUCUUAAUAUUUUUGGAAAUGUCUAAGGUUCUGUACAGUUGAUGUAAAUUUUAAAAUUUAAACUUUUUACUUGUAAUUUAAUGAUUGCAUACUUUGAAGAGUGAAUAUUUUAUCAAUAUGUUUGUUUCACGUGGAGAUGUACCAAAACUAGAAGUACAAUGGUCUCCUGUACAUAAAAAUAAAUUUAUUACAUGGGGUCCUGACAUUCGAAUGUAUGAAGUAAUAAACACUACUGUUUCUGAAGGUUCUAAAAGUAGUGAUACUCCAAAAGGUUUGGCUUUAUCUUCUAAUACAUCAGCUAAUUUGUUAGCAACGAGUACUAAUCAUCGUUAUGUUAAAUGUAUUGAUAUAUAUCCAAAACCAGAGUCUGAAAUUAUGCUUGCUAUUGGACAUGCUAAUGGUAAAGUAACUUUCUGUACAUUUGGCUUAGCAACAGUCAAUAAUACAUUAGCUGGACUUGAAUUAGGACCAAAUUCACGCUUUUCUCGACAGUGUAAUGCAAUAUCAUGGAAUCCAGUUAAUUAUAAUUUAUUAGCUUGUGGUUUGGAUAGACACCGUUUAGAUCAAUGUGUUCAAGUAUGGGAUGUAGAAAAAAGUCCUUUGAUUAAUGCUGAAUUAUCACCAGGAAAACCAUUCUUUGACUAUGGAAUGGGAGAAACUGCUAAUUCUUUAGCUUGGUUUAAUUCAUCUCCUCAUGUUUUAGCUGUUAGCUGCAAUGGUAAAACCAUUCGUUGUAUUGAUAUCAGAGAUGCAUCUAAAUCAACAAAUGUAACUCAAACUCGAGCAGUAUAUGGUAUUAAUAUAGCCGUUUAUAAUAAUAACAAUAUUGUUUCAUAUUGUGAUAAUAGUAUAGUUUUGUGGGACUCUAGGCAUUUAGAAAAACCUGUUGUAACUUUAACACAAAGUAAAAGUGUUUCUAAAGUUCAAUGGUGUCCGACUAGGCAUAAUUUAUUAGGAUCAUUACAAAAAGACACUAUGGCUAUAAGUUUACAUGAUAUGCAACAAAGCAUGGAUGAAGCAGAACCUUCAGCUUUAGAAAGAACUGUACAUCCCGGACAAGGCAACAUACAUUUAGCUUCAUUUUCAUGGCAUCCAACUCAUGAAAAUAGACUAUUAGCUAUUUCUCAAACUGGUGUAUUGAAUGAUUAUUUUGUAUUUGAGAGGAUGACUUUGAAUUGGUCCACUAAAUCAAGUAUAGCUUGGACAUACGGGCAGCACAAUCUUAAAUAUAUAAGUGAUAAAGACUUAGUUUAUUCUUCAUUUGAAGAUAUAUCAACUACUAUAAAAAUGCGUGCGUUUUCACAAUAUGGCAUUAAAGACUUUGCAGAGAACGCUAAACUUGUAGAUGAUCCUAUCAUAAAAAACGUAUGGAAUUGGUUGGAUUUAAAUAGAAAAGUUACUAGGGCUGGUAUUGUUCCUACAACUCCAAAUGUACCAUUUCCAGGAAUAAAAACUGUUCUAGGUUUAGAUUCUGGAUCUCCUAUGCCUAAAUCAGAAUUAAAGCAUGUUCAGUGGGUCGAUAUUCAGGGCACAGUAAAAACUUAUCGAAGUUCAGCCAGAGACAAUGCUUUAUUUUUAUGUGAUUGGGGAUUUGACCGUAAUAAUGCAUUACAUAUAUCUGCUUUGUUAAGAAAAUUAGAAAAUGAAAAUUCUCAUACUAGAGCAGCUUCUAUAGCAAUUUUUAAUUUAAGAAUGCGUGAUGCUAUUGAAACAUUGAAUAAAGGUGCAAAUCAACAACCCAAUUUAAGCAUGAUUGCAAUGGCUUUAUCAGGUUAUAGUCCUGAUAAAUAUAGCAUGUGGCGUGAAUUAUGUUCUAGAACUAGAGAAAAAUUAACCGAUCCAUAUUUGAGAGCAGCAUUUGCUUUUCUAACAUCAGAAACAGAAUCUCACGAUGCUGUUCUAAACGAAGUUGGUAUUCCAUUAGAAGACAGAAUUGCAUUUGCUUCAAUUUUUUUGUCUGAUAUAAAAUUAACAGAAUAUAUUAAUACAAUUACAGAUAAAUUAUUAGAUCAAGGCAAUUUAACUGCAAUUUUUUUAACAGGGUCGUCUCCAGAUGUAGUUCCAUUAUUACAAAGAUAUUUAGACAGUACAGGAGAUAUUCAGACAGUUAGUAUAUUAGUCUUAAAAACAAUCCCAAGUGAAAUUGUUCAUGAAAAUACAGUAAUGAUGAGUUGGAUUAAUAGUUACCGAGAAAUGUUAAACCAAUGGCGAAUGUGGCACAUACGAGCUAAAUUUGAUAUAGCUCUUAAAGCUGUAAAACCUCCACCCCAAAAUGUAUUUUUAACUUGCAAUUACUGUGGAAAAAAUAUCUGUUCAGCAGCUGAUGAAAAAGAAAAAGAAAGUGAAAAAGAAACAAAAGUACUAAGAAUAAAAGACCAAACAGAAAAUGGAUCAAAUAAUUUUAAAUUUACAUCAUGUCCUAAUUGUCAAAGUCCGCUGCCUCGGUGUGCACUAUGUCUUGCACACUUAGGCACUGCUAGUGCCAAAGUACCAUUAAGAAAAACAUCUGGUAAACAAUUAACAUCUAAUAGUUCAUAUGUAUUAACUGGGCAAAGUGUUAAUAGUUUUUCAUAUUGGUUUUCGUGGUGUCCUACAUGUAAUCAUGGAGGUCAUUCUAACCAUAUCAGUGACUGGUUUAAGAAUCACUUGGAAUGUCCAGUCGCUGAUUGUGUUUGUCGAUGUUAUUCUUUGGAUUCAACAAGUCGCUAUUGUUCAGUAUAGCACCAGGGGUCAGUUAAAAAAUUAACAGCAAAGUUUAGGAAAAGCAAUAAUACAAAUAAAAUAAAAUUAUUAACAGUAA
Molecule: messenger RNA, 2820 nt
Organism: Melanaphis sacchari
Lineage: Eukaryota; Metazoa; Arthropoda; Insecta; Hemiptera; Aphididae
Gene: mio
Product: GATOR complex protein MIOS
Exons: 16
Coding region: 138-2741 (867 amino acids)
Biological process (GO): positive regulation of TORC1 signaling; cellular response to amino acid starvation
Cellular component (GO): cytoplasm
Molecular function (GO): protein binding
Source: RefSeq, a predicted model, not a curated record